AUGACUGGGCAACAUCAAUUCAUAUUGCAGCCAAUGAAGGUUAUGUAAACAUGAUAUGUGAGCUAUCAUUUCACUGUCCAGAUAGCUUGGAAACGCUUAACAACAAUGGCCAAAAUGCUCUUCAUGUUGCCAUAUCGAAUAAUAAACUAAGACUAAUCAUAUUCUUAUUGAAUUCUAAAAAAUCUGAUUACCUUAUUGACGAGCCAGAUAACGAUGGCAACACUCCUCUCCAUUUGCUUGCUGCCUCUGGCUGGAUAAGUGUGCCUGCUAAAUUAGAAAGACAUGCCAGUACAAAGAAGGUGUUAAUUAACAAAGAAAACCAGACUCCACUUGACAUAUCAGAGUCUAGCACAGAGAUAACACAGCUGGCGAAACGGACAUUCAAGCGGAAUCUUCGCUAUUGUCGAUUAGGACGGCGUGAUUUUGAGAUAAAUGGAAGAAAAUGAAGAAGCAACUCAAAUACAUCUAGUAGUUGCCACACUACUAGUUGGCGUGACCUUCACAGCAGGUUUCACCUUACCGGGAGGUUUUGAAAGCGAUCUCAAUAGUUCUAAUAAAGGGAUGGCGAUUCUAAUAAGGGAAACAGUGUUCCGUGCAUUUGUUGUCUCAGAUACCAUUGCCUUUACAUGCUCUACAUUUGCUGUACUCUUCUACUUCUACAUUGCGAUAAAUGCAGCAAUUGGAAAAGAAUUAAAACUUAUAGCUGUGCGCUUUAUUAUAGCAAUUCUUUUGCAGCUUGUGGCGAUGUCAGAAGUUGUAAUUGCAUUUGUAACUGGUAUGUAUGUUACUUUAGCACAUUCAGUUGGUCUCGCUGUUACUGUCUGUGUCAUCGGUUGCAUCUUUUUCCCUAUGUUCUA
Messenger RNA from Capsicum annuum, 857 nucleotides. RefSeq names its product ankyrin repeat-containing protein At5g02620-like. Bases 51 to 446 code for a protein of 131 amino acids. NCBI's taxonomy places the organism in Eukaryota, Viridiplantae, Streptophyta, Magnoliopsida, Solanales, Solanaceae. Gene Ontology annotation, cellular component: plasma membrane. The transcript has 2 exons. Gene Ontology annotation, molecular function: protein phosphatase regulator activity; protein phosphatase 1 binding. The record is from RefSeq and is a predicted model, not a curated record.